Molecule: messenger RNA, 3272 nt
Organism: Brassica rapa (field mustard)
Lineage: Eukaryota; Viridiplantae; Streptophyta; Magnoliopsida; Brassicales; Brassicaceae
Product: GDSL esterase/lipase At5g55050
Biological process (GO): lipid metabolic process
Molecular function (GO): lipase activity
Source: RefSeq, a predicted model, not a curated record
UAUAUUAAAAAAAUUAAAUCAUGAAUUAAAAACUCCGACUAAGAAAAGGAGGUUAAUCAAGCUAAAAACAUGAUUAAUAGAGAGUUUUUGUGAUGAGGUUUUUAUGGAAAUAUAAGAAACCAUCUCUUAACUUUUAACUAAAAAAUUAAGAACCGGCUCUUAAAUAUUUAAGAGCCGGUUCUUAAUUUUUUAGUUAAAAGUUAAGAAACGGUUUCUUAUAUUCUGCUAAAAAUUAUAUCCUAAAAAUUACCUAUUAAUCAUGCUCUAAGCUUACAUGACAGUAACUUGAUUUCAAUCAUUUCAAGCCGAAACUAGACAAAUCAAUGUUUAGAAAUAAUGGACCUGCGUGUUUUAGUUUCAUUAUGUAGCUUCAUAAAAUUGUAAAAAUUAAUAUGAUAAAAAGAAAAGUUAAGCUAGUAAGAAAAUAUUACAAACUAGAGUUAGAAGGGUGAAGAAUUCUUCUUUAAUCUAGGCCACAGAUCGAAUAUCGAUCUGCUAUCGACUUCCAUCGUUAGAUGUCUACCUGGUCACUAUAUAUUUUAAAAUGGCAACAAUGAUAUCAUACGUUUUACAUAUUCCAAUGAUUAUUGUGGAAGUCGAUGUAGGAUUUAACCUGAUUAUGUUUAACAAGAAAAAACAAAAUGUUUGACCAAAAAAAGAAUAAAAUAACACUAUUACAUACUUUCUCCGUUUCUAAGUGAUCCCUGUUUAAAAAAAAAUAUUUUAUUUUUAAAAUAUCUAUAUUUAACAUUUUCAUGUAUGUAAGAAUGACAAAUUAUAAAUUUCAAAAACAUUAACUGUGUUACUGAAUUUUGAUUGGUUAAAAUGAAAAUAGCUAAACACGGAAAAUAAUACAUUUACUAUAAAAAUUUUAAUUUUUUUUAAUAACUGUGAAAAUUUUAAAACAUGGAUCAUUUAUAAACAGAGGGAGUGUUUUUUUUUUUUAACUAAGGACUUUGAAUUAAAAACAUAAAUGACAAGGUAAGGCUAUGAUGCCUUAAAGUUUGCAUGAAUUAUAAGCCUCUAUAAUUUAUGCUAGCAUUAGCCUAACUAUAAGCCUCUCUUUGGGGUGUUAGCUCCGAUUGUUUUUAUCUCGGCUUUGUUUUCCUGUAAAAGAUUUGGGCUAAAUUUUUGGUGUACCCGACUCUUAAUCACUUUUUCGUUAUGUUCGAAUUAAUGAAAUAUAACAAAAAGGACUUCCGAGUAAGUGCCAUUUAUAAGUGGAUAACUCAAACUUCGAAUUGCAACAAAUGAAAUGUAUGUCUUUAUUUGUGAAAAUACUUGUCCUUCAGAUUGAACUGAAGUAGCUUUAGAUAUGGAAUUGUGGACCUUGUGGUUAUAAUGGAUUAAGAGAGAAUUGAGAAAGCUUUGUGUUAUUUCAUUACUAACAAUAACGUAAAAAACAGUCAUGAACUCCUCACGCGUUUACGCAAUAUGAAUCCCACAUUCCCACUACACUUCAAAAUCUCAAAUCAUGGAAACUAACUCGUUUUUUUUUGACAAAGAAAACAGGAACAAUCUCAUUUUAUAUAUUUAAUCGUAUGAUGCGAAAAUAUGCUUUUAACAUAUUGUAAAAAUGUCGCAUUUUAUUUUAUAAAGUCAUUAGAUAUAAUAAAUAUGAAAUUGGCACAAGAGUGGCAAGACAUACCACAUAGAGCCAUGCUCAGUCUGACAAGGACAAAAACAGAAGCUGACUCUUCUUGCAUUUUUAUUUUUUCCUCUUUUUCACAUUAUCAUAAUUGAAUUAUUGAUAAAUUUUUCUAAGUUUGUAGAUUUUUUCCAGUCAGUAUUCACAUUUCUUUUCUCUCUAUAUAAACCACAGUAAGUUUAUAUCUCUCUUACAACUCCAAGAGCCACGGAGCUACAAAACCCACACCAACGAGUUCGUCGGGGAAAAAAAACAUGCCGACGAACAAGACACCGUCCCUCCCCAUAUAUUCCCUCUUCCUUGGUUUACUUUGGUUCGAUUAUUUUCCCGGUUUAGAGGCAGCAACCGGAAAACUAGGUUCGGUUCCGGGAGUAUACGUGUUUGGAGAUUCGUUGGUUGAUGCCGGAAACAAUAACUACUUAGCAUUUUCCGUUUCCAAAGCCAACUAUCCACAUAAUGGCGUUGAUUUUCCUGGCAAGAGACCCACCGGAAGAUUCAGUAACGGCAAAAACGCCGCCGAUGCUAUCGCUGAGAAAUUUGGUUUACCGCUACCACCGCCGUAUCUCUCACUAAGAGGCCUGUUUAAAGAGAAAAGGAGAAAAUCUGCCGCCGUGACCGGUGUGAAUUUUGCUUCAGGUGGAGCCGGUAUCUUCAACAGCUCCGACCAAAAGCUUGGACAAGCUAUUCCUUUAUCACACCAAGUAAACCAUUGGCUCUCUAUUCAUCGUGAACUGACGAAUCAGCUUGGACCAGCCGAAACACAAAUACAUCUAUCCAAAUCUCUAUUCACAGUGGUCAUAGGUAGUAACGAUCUUUUUGACUAUUUUGGAUCGUUUAAACUUCGAAGAAGAAACAAUCCUCAACAGUAUACACAAUUAAUGGCAGAUAAACUCAAAGAGCAAUUGAAGAGGAUUCACGAUACUGGAGCACGCAGAUUCCUAGUAGUCGGAGUUGCACAAAUUGGUUGCACACCGGGGAAAAGAGAGAAGAACUCGGCAAUCCAUGAAUGCGACGAAGAGGCAAACACGUGGUGCUCUUUGUACAACGAAGCUUUGGUAAAGAUGUUGCAACAACUCAAACAAGAGUUGCAAAGCUCAAUAACUUACUCUUACUUUGACAACUUCAAGUCCUUACAUGACAUUAUCUCCAACCCUGCCCGUUACGGUUUUACUGAUGUGACAUCAGCUUGUUGUGGAAAUGGGAAAUUAAACGCGGAUAUUCCAUGCCUUCCAGUCACGAGAUAUUGUUCAGACAGAACCAAAUAUCUCUUCUGGGAUCGUUACGGUCAUCCCACGGAAGCUGCAGCUCGAACCUUCAUCGACCUUAUGUUAUCUGAUGAUUCACAAUACUCAUCUCCUUUAACUCUCAGUCAACUAGUUUCUUCAUAAUGUCAAUAUGGGGAUUCGUUGAGAAAGACUACAAAUUAAGUAUAUCAAUGAAAUAAAUUUUAUUAAUUUGCUAGUGUUUCUCUCGUUUUUUUUUAUAAACCUAAUAAGGUUAUCAGAUGAGUAUGCAAACACUAUGGGAUUUACUUCUUUUGCAGAAAAUUGACAUCUUUCCAGUUCACGAUUUGGCUGUGUUCUUCAAAAUUCUUUUUUGGGAAUCAGAGCUUACUGUUGUUACG